Penicillium expansum is the source of this 1050-nucleotide messenger RNA. RefSeq names its product alpha/beta hydrolase. Bases 1 to 1050 code for a protein of 349 amino acids. Lineage: Eukaryota; Fungi; Ascomycota; Eurotiomycetes; Eurotiales; Aspergillaceae. The record is from RefSeq and is a predicted model, not a curated record. The transcript is spliced from 3 exons.
AUGAAGGAGCUAUACGAGCCCCUUUGGGAUGAUAUAUAUGAGAAACUGCGGAGCCAGAACCAACGUAUUCGAGCCAUUUGGAUUGCAGACGUUGCUCAACAGGGCCAGAGUGGAAUUCUGAACGAGUCAAUCUUAGGAAAUGAUCCUAGCUGGUAUGAUCAUGGACGUGAUUUGCUUGUUCUGCUGAACCAAUUUAAGAUCCCCCAGCCAGUCGUCGGUGUGGGACACAGUAUGGGCGGAACGCAACUAGCCCAUCUUUCCUUGAUGCACCCAUCCCUUUUCGAGGGUCUAAUACUCGUUGAUCCAGUAAUCCAGCGAGAGAACGCCACUCGCAAAUACGUUCUACUGUCGACAUAUAGGCGUGACCUUUGGCCUUCUCGCAAACAAGCAGCGGAAAAAUUCCAAUCAAGUCCCUUCUAUCAGGCAUGGGAUCCGCGUGUGUUGGAGAAAUGGAUCGAGUUCGGACUCCGGGAUCUUCCCACAAAGCUACAUCCCAACUCAAGCAACACGAGAGACCCUUCUGUUACAUUGGCUACAUCCAAAGCACAAGAGGUUUUUACCUUUUCGCGAACGUCGUAUAUCGACAAGCGAACUGGUCUGCCCCGUGGGAACCCAUUCGAGGACAUGCAUCUAGACGACAUUGACGACCUGCCUUUUUAUCGCCCCGAACCCCCACAGAUAUUUCGCCGCUUGCCGGAGCUAAAGCCUAGUGUUCUUUAUCUGUUUGGUGAAACCUCACCCCAUUCAUAUCCGGCUGCUCGCCAAGAGAAAUUACGAACAACCGGGACAGGGGUGGGAGGUAGUGGUGGUGCGUCUCGUGGUCGUGUGCGAGAAGUUGUUCUUCCUUGCGGUCAUUUGAUCCCAAUGGAGCUCGUUGAUGAAAGUGCACAAGCCAGUGCCGACUUUAUCGGCUCCGAAAUGUUCCGCUGGAAAUCGCGAAAAUCCAAGUUUCAAAAGGCUUGGGAUCAAGUUCCGCUUGAUGAGCGGGUUGCAAUUGAUGAGCAAUGGGAAAGCCAUAUCGGCGCUCCGCCAAAAAGGUCUAAAUUUUGA